Messenger RNA from Pomacea canaliculata, 1625 nucleotides. Its product is annotated as huntingtin-like. The record is from RefSeq and is a predicted model, not a curated record. Gene Ontology annotation, cellular component: nucleus; cytoplasm. Lineage: Eukaryota; Metazoa; Mollusca; Gastropoda; Architaenioglossa; Ampullariidae. The coding region runs from base 179 to 1591 and encodes 470 amino acids. The transcript has 11 exons.
UGGUUCAAAAGAGCGAAUGAUGAGUAGCAGUAGACCUUUGGGUAGCGAUCUGUAGCUGUUAGGGAACAAUGUUUAUUUCUGUUUUAUCAGUGUCAGCUUAGCCACUUUUAAGUGAAAUUUACGCAGAUCUUAAGGGAGACUGUUAUAGAGGUGGGUAUAAAGGAAAUUUGCUGUUGCCAUGGCUACAAUAGAAAGACUGGUGAAGGCGUUUGAAGGCCUUAAGGUGUUUCAGCCUGGGGGUAGUGGAAGUGAUGAGACUAAGAAAAAAGAUCAACCACCAAGUAAAAAGGACAAAAUUCUUCAUUGUAAUGCUGUGGCUGACUGCAUUUGUGCACCAAAUAUGAGAACCAUAGCUGAUUUUCCCAAAUUUCUUGGCAUUGCUGUAGAAGCAUUUCUGACAUUAUGUGAUGAUCCUGAAGCAGAUGUCAGAAUGGUGGCUGAUGAAUGUUUGAACAGAACAAUUAAGACAUUACUUGAGACAAAUCUAGGUCGCCUGCAAGUGGAGCUAUAUAAAGAGAUUAAGAAAAAUGGGUCAUCAAGAUCACUUCGGGCAGCUCUUUGGCGAUUUGCAGACAUGUGUCACCUGAUAAGGCCUCAGAAGUGCAGACCAUACAUUGUGAACUUGUUGCCAUACAUCGCUCGUAUCUGUCGUCGGGAGGAAGAACCUAUUCAAGAAACUUUGUCCAGUGCCAUGCCAAAAAUUUGUUCUGCUCUUAUGGCCUUUGCCAAUGAGUCAGAAGUUAAGGCCUUGCUAAAGUCCUUUCUGUCCAACUUGAUGUCCUCAUCUGCUGUGUGUCGACGCAUGGCAGCUAGCAGUCUCUCCCUCAUCUGCCAGUAUUCACGGAGUCCAACCAGCUUCUUCACCUAUCUUAUCAACAUGAUACUAGAACUAGUGCUGCCAGUGGACCAAGAACAUGAUGUGUACACCAUUCUUGGUGUUAUUCUCUGUCUUCGUCAUGUGAUGCCUCAUUUGUCACGCUCUAACGGUAGUCAUGCUCAGGGCCUGAAGGACAGCUUUGGUUACAGAGAAGCAGAGAAAGAGGAGGGUGUCAGCACAGAACAGAUGAUCAAGAUUCUUCAGCUUUUACUGUACCAUGCACACCACCCUGAUCACAAUGUUGUCACAGCAGCACUGGAAGCUUUACAGCAAUUGUUAAAGAACCCGCACCCCGCCCUAUUGCAUGUGCUUCUGACCAAAGGUGGUAUAACAAGAACCCACAUCUACCAGGCAGAUUUUCAAGAAGCUGAGUUACGGGCAGAAAGUACUACCGAACUGCCGAGUAUGUCAGAUGACACUUGCCUAGAUGAAGACAUGGAUGGAUCAGAAGUAGAUAGUCGGAGCACAACUGAAUCCAGUUCCGGAACAUCUGCCUUUAUUUCUGAUUUUGAGUCUUCUUCACAAUCUGGCGAUGGCCAUACAGAGCUGGCUAAGAGUCCCGAUUUUUCACAGCCGUCAGUAGCAGUAAAGGAUCAAGAUUUCCUUGAUGCAAAUGUGUUGGUGACGGGCGACACUGAUUACUCUAACGUUGAGAUUGGUGAUCUAAAUGAGGAACGCUCAGAAAUGUCCACACUAUCCAUAGCAGCAGUAUAGAGACUUUAUUGAGCAUCAAGAGUAUCAGUCCUAA